This is a messenger RNA of Trichoplusia ni (cabbage looper), 1158 nucleotides long. It is a transcript of the gene BmDJ-1beta, whose product is annotated as protein dj-1beta-like. Gene Ontology annotation, molecular function: protein deglycase activity. The transcript is spliced from 6 exons. Gene Ontology annotation, cellular component: cytosol; nucleus. Gene Ontology annotation, biological process: guanine deglycation, glyoxal removal; protein deglycation, glyoxal removal. Lineage: Eukaryota; Metazoa; Arthropoda; Insecta; Lepidoptera; Noctuidae. Bases 60 to 785 code for a protein of 241 amino acids. The record is from RefSeq and is a predicted model, not a curated record.
GCUAUACAAAUAAACGAAUUUAUUAUGUAACUUUAUAAGUGCCAACAAGCCGGCGUUUUAUGAAACUUUGUUUGACCUUCAGAAAAAGACAGAAAAACUUAAUGGUUUUCGGACGUAUUGGAAUAUUUUUAAACAAACAAUUAUUCGUAAAAUAUAACCAAGAAUUGGUGAAAAGCGUUAUUUGUGUACAACAAAGAAACAUAAGCUGUAAAACAAUGUCAAAGUCAGCGCUGGUGAUUGUGGCUCAGGGCAGCGAGGAGAUGGAAACCAUCAUAACUGUAGACAUGCUGCGAAGAGGCGGUGUGACAGUAACAUUAGCCGGUCUUGAUGGUUGUGACCCAGUACUCUGCUCCAGGCAAGUCACUCUAGUUCCCGACAAGUCUUUGGCAGAUGCUCUCGCUGAGAAACCACAAUAUGAUGCUGUAAUCCUCCCCGGUGGUCUGGAGGGAUCAGAGCGCUUCUCCAAGUCCGAGGUCGUCGGCACUCUGUUAAAGGAACACGAGAAAUCUGGCAAAAUCAUAGCUGCUAUUUGUGCUGCACCCACAGCAUUCGUAGCGCACGGCGUGGCUCAGAACAAGCGUGUGACGUCAUAUCCGACUACCAAAGACAAGAUCACAUCAGGUUACACCUAUGUGGAAGGCGAGAGGGUGGUUGUCGAUGGCAAUGUUAUUACUAGCAGGGGUCCUGGCACAGCCUACUGGUUCGGAUUGACCCUCAUUGAACAGCUGACAGGCAAAGAAGCCGCUGACAAAGUUGAGAAAGGCAUGAUCAUCACUGGUUACUAAGAUCGUCAUUAUUAGUCCACGGUUGCCCACUGCUGGGACUAGACCCUUAUUCCUUUGAUAUGGAUUCUAUGAAAGCAUUGAGCAGAAAGCCAAUUUGUUCCUAAUGAUUUUUUGGUUGCCGUCAAAUUUCAACGUGAUAUGGGUUGCCGCGAUAACCUUGACUAAAGACAUUUGAAUAUAGACUUUAACGUUGUUGUUCUAAAGCUCAUAAUCGCUUGACCAUUAGGUACCAAUAGUAAUUUUGAUCGUGGCAACCACUAACUCUCAAAAUAUUCUACGGACAAAUUGUAUUUCAUUCUCAGUGACUAUAUUGGCUAAAAGCUUGGGGACAUUGAAAUAAAACUUGUAUAUCGUUUUAUGGCUUGUAAAUUUU